Silurus meridionalis is the source of this 7679-nucleotide messenger RNA. It is a transcript of the gene map1b, whose product is annotated as microtubule-associated protein 1B. The transcript is spliced from 7 exons. NCBI's taxonomy places the organism in Eukaryota, Metazoa, Chordata, Actinopteri, Siluriformes, Siluridae. Bases 599 to 6625 code for a protein of 2008 amino acids. The record is from RefSeq and is a predicted model, not a curated record. Gene Ontology annotation, cellular component: synapse; cytosol; dendrite. Gene Ontology annotation, biological process: regulation of microtubule depolymerization; axonogenesis; microtubule cytoskeleton organization. Gene Ontology annotation, molecular function: actin binding; microtubule binding.
AAAUCGAAUACUGAAUCCUUCUAACAACAUUAGAAAAACCAUCAUAUUGAAUCCUUCUAACAACAUAACAAUCAUCUAGGAUACAGAUGCUUAUCCUCCAUUACAGCCUCCAUCACAGCCAACUAGCAACCAGCUGGUUUAGAAGACCAUCGUUUUAAACUUUAAACAUGUCUUAAUGGUUUUAAUAUUUUAACUUUUACAUAUUUCAAAAACAUGUAGCCUGUUUACAUUGACAUCUUUAAAUCUCGAAACAUUUUUAAAUCCUCUAUUUUAACAUUUUAAAACGAUUUUUGGUUCUUCAUCAUUUUUAAUGUGCCAUCACAGUUCACAUGUACUUUUGCUUUUUUGAGUUGAGAAAAACAGAAAAUUUCGGUAUCCUGUUAGAUUUGCUGAUUCAGUUUCUGUUUUGGACACACACACACGCACACGCACACACACACGCACACACACGCAGCCUGGUAGUAUAAAGGGGUGGUGCUCUUGUCGUCCCGUCGCUGCUGUUCCCCUGCUCUCUCCGAGCAGAGAGUGUGUGUGUGUUGUGGUGUGGGGUGUGUUGUGUUGUGGGGUGUGUGAGAGAGUGUGUGAGUGUGGAUAGAGAAUGGCGACGCUCGUGGAAGCGACAGAAAGCGCCGAAUCAUUCCUCAGCGCCAGCAGCCUCCGAGACGCAGGCGGCAUCAUGGCAUCGCCCACGGACUUCGCGCAUUACUUCGACGACGGCAGAUAUUAUCUUCUAGUGGUCCUCGGAGAACUGAUCACCACCGAGCAUCUGAAAUGUGCUGUUUCAGACAUUGAAAAAGGAAUUCGUUCAUGGGACACAAAUCUCAUCAACUGCAACUUGGACCAGGAGCUAAAGCUUUUUGUGUCACGACACUCAGCAAGGUUUUCUUCUGAUGUGCAAGGACAGAAAGUUUUGCAUCACAAAAGCAGCAUACUGGAGACAGUUGUUCUGAUCAACCCCUCAGAUGAAGCUCUUAGCACUGAGGUUCGUUUGAUGAUAUCAGAUGUAGCCCGGCACAAGCUACUUGUUCUGGCUGGACAAUCUUUGGAAAACACUGGCGAGCUAAUUCUUCAGUCGGGUUCCUUCUCUUUUUUCAACUUUAUUGACAUUUUCACAGACCAAGAGAUUGGCGAGCUUUUAAGCACCAUACAUCCAGCUAACAAAGCAAAACUAACGGUUUAUUGCCCUAAACAUGGGGACUGGAAAAAUUCCAACCUUGAUAAACACAGCCUACAGGACUUCAUUAAUAUUCAUCUAAACUCUGUGUUCAUACUUCCAGAAAUGGAGGGUCUCUCAGAGUUCACUGAAUACCUCUCAGAAUCAGUGGAAAUUCUAUCUCCUUUUGAUAUGCUUGAACCCCCCAGUUCUGGAGGGUUCCUAAAGUUAUCUAAGCCCUGUUGUUACAUUUUUCCUGGAGGCAAAGGUGAUUCAGCACUUUUUGCAGUUAACGGUUUCAACAUGCUUGUAAAUGGUGGAUCUGACAGGAAAUCAUGUUUUUGGAAGUUGGUCCGCCAUUUAGACAGAAUAGAUUCCAUCCUUUUGACACACAUUGGCGAUGAUAGUCUUCCAGGUAUCAAUAGCAUGCUGCAGCGAAAGACUGCUGAACUGGAGGAGGAACAGUCCAAGGAAUCGACAGCCAACAGUGAAUGGAUGAAGAACAUGAUCUCGCCUGACAUUGGUGUUGUGUUCUUAAACCUGCCUCCAACUCUUGAGAGUUUUGAACAAAAUCACAGGGUACGAAGAAAUAUUGAAGAAGCAACACUCACUCUGCAAUAUCUCAGUAAGCUCUCUUUGAAGCCAACACCCCUGCAAAGGAAUAUAGGAAAUACAAUUGAGCCUAUUAUUCUAUUCCAAAAAAUGGGUGUUGGAAAGUUGGAAAUGUAUGUUCUUAAUCCGGCAAAAAACAGCAAGGAGCUGCAGUAUUUUAUGAAGCAGUGGACCGGCACUGAGAAAGACAAGUCUUCAGUUCUAUUACAAAAUGGAAAUAAAUCAGAGCUUCCAAUCUCAUAUUUGUCCUCAAUCUCCUCACUGAUUGUGUGGCAUCCUUCAAACCAAUCAGAGAAAAUAGUGCGUGUUCUAUUUCCAGGUAAUGCCACACAAAAUAGCAUAUUUGAAGGGCUCGAGAAACUUAAACACUUGGAUUUUUUAAAGCAUCCUGUUGUCACUGAAAAGGAGCUGUCUUCAAACAUGGAGCCAACAAUCAAGCAAGCAAAGGUGAAGCAAGAGAGCAAGGACAGUCCAAAAUCACUGUCAAAAGCAUCACCAAUCAAAGGCAUCCAAAAAUUGUCCAAAGAAGAUGUUUCUGAAAAGGCAGAAAAUAAUUCAGGAACUCUGGAUUCAUCACUCAAGACAAAGAAGAAAGAAAAACCUCUUCCCAAACCUGCCAAAAUUAUGGGAAAAGAGGUAAAAAUGGAACAAAAAUCAUUAACUGACUCCCCAGAAAAACAAAAAGCCAAUAUAAAAACAACAAUUACCCCCAAAACAAGCAAGGAGACAAAGAAAGUAGUGAAAAAGACUGAGACUGUUAAAAAAGAAGAAAGCACUGAGAAAAGAAAAGGUCGGACUUUCACACCCCAAAAUGAUGAAAAGGCCACAAUUGAGAAAUUGAAGAAAGAGGAGAUUAGGAAACAAGGCAAAAAGAAGGAUAUUAGGAAAGGCUCUCCCAUGAAGGAGAGCAGAAAAGAAGAAAAGAAGGAAAUUAGAAAGGAUGAAAAAGAUGUCAAAGCAGACUCUAAGAAACCUGCAAACUUAAAGAAUAAUUCUCACAAAAGUGAUGUGAAAAAGCCUAUCCCAAAACUAAAGGCACCAAUACAAGCAAAAACACCAGGCAGCCCUGCAAAACCUAAAGAAAAAACCCUUAGCAAAUCUUCUAAAAAAGAUGCAGAAAAACCAAAGGCAGUUGCUGCAGCUGCUGUUUCAGAGAAGACUCUGUCUAUCGACACCACCAUAGAUAAACACGAUAUAGAGGAUGAAAUAUCCAUAAUGUCCUCUCCAGAAGACCUGACUAAAGAUUUUGAAGCUCUUAAAGCAGAAGACAUAUGUGAAUAUGAUGAAAGUCUUUCUCAGAACAAAAUACAGACUUCUGAACAAGGUGUAACAAUUCAGCAUGAAGAAGUCAAGGCCUUAGCAGAAUAUAUUGAAGAUAAUCUAACUAUAGAAACCAAUCUAACUGUAGAACCUGAUGUGGAAUGUGUGGAGAUGCAACCAAUGGAAAAAACAAAUGUUCAACAAAUCCAAAUUGAAAAGUUUGAAGAUGAUGACCCUGGUUUUAAAGAAUCAUCUGAUGUAGGACAUGAAGAAAAGGGACUUGCAGAAAAUGAAGAUGAUCAAGAACAGCAUAUGAAUACUCAGCUUGAAGAUGAUGAAAUACAGGUGAAGGAUUAUAAGAGGGAAAGUUGUGAAACAGAGUACAGAGUACCUGAAAAGCAGAAUAUAGAAGUGCAUAGUCCUAUACAACUUCCUGCUUCUGUUUCACCAGCAGUUUCUAUUCAUGAUGAAACUCUACCAGGAGGGUCAGAAUGUGAGAUUGUCUCAGAUGAUGAUAAUCAGGAUGAGCCACCAGAAGAAUACACUACAUCUGUCCAUACACAGUCUACAAUUGAGAUUUCUAGUAUACCAACUCCUAUAGAUGAAAUGUUAACACCGAGAGAUGUUAUGAGUGAUGAGACAGCAAAUGAUGAACCUGAGUAUCCUCCUGGUAUUUCAGGGGUCUGUGAUAGAAAUAUAUAUUUUAAAGACACUUCUGAGUUAAAUCAUUCAAAGAGUGAUGACACAGAGGGUUAUCAUUAUCAUGCAUCUGCCUCCACAAUUUCACCACCAUCUUCAUUGGAAGAAGAUAAAUCUUGUAAGGCAUUCUACGGUAAACAUAGUGAUGAAUUUUUCCUUGACACAGGGAGUCUGAAUUCUACAACGCACACUUUGCCACUUGUACAGUCACCUUCUGAAGUCGCUGAUGCCAGCAUUGAUCACAUUAAUAACGAUAUAUCACCACUAGUCAAGCCUGGCACUAUACUUACACUGUCAUCAGGACAUGUGGAUUCUACUCAUAGUCCAGAAGAUAAAACUCUAAAAGGAACUUCAUCUCCACAGUCCCCAGGGCAUACACCUUACUAUGAAUCUCCAGUUGAAGAGACAGCAGAAGCUGCAUCACAUGAAGUCAUUAACAAGCAUAGCCCUAUUAUUGUUGAAGUAACAAGUGACACAGAGAAUACUACCAGAGAGGCUAGUCCUAUAGAUCAAGCUAGAGAUUUCCCCAUAUCACUAACUGGAAUAGUUUUAACCUCAGAAUGUAGUGCAUCUGUUAGUGAAAGUACAUCAACGAACGUAGGAAAGUCACAGUUUGAUGAUCGGCUUAAUGAUCAGAUUAAAUUUUAUGACAAAAAUGCAUGUGUUGAUACAUGUGUUAGUUCAUCUUCAUUACCUCACACAAAAACAGAGUCUUUCUCGGAUUCAAUUCAUUUUUCUCCAUUCAAGGAGAGUAAAAUGUCCAUAUCCGAAGGAACCACAUCAGAGAAGUCAGAUACUCCUGAUGAUGAGGUUGUUCAUGAAGAUACUUUCUCUCAUAUUGCAUCGGCAUCAACGGCAUCACUCGCAACAAGCUCUUUACCAGAGCCCACAACAGAUGAUGUCUCCCCAUCAUUACAUGCUGAGGUGGGUUCCCCUCAUUCCACAGAAGUAGAUGACUCUCUGUCUGUUUCUGUUGUGCAGACUCCAACAACUAUGCAUGAAACUGAUGUUUCUCCAACUAAAGAAGAAAGCCCUCGACCAAUGUCCAUUUCUCCCGAUUUUUCACCCAAAAUGGCUACAGCUAAACCAAGGAUCCUUCAGCAGGACACAAGCUCUCCUGGACAUCCAGCAAAGUCAUUAGAGAUUAGCCAGGAAUAUCAUUCUUUUGCCCUCGAUUUCAGUAAGCAAUCCCCAGAGCAUUCAGUAGCAGGAGGAGCACAGCAUGCAGUCACUGAAAAUGGCCCAACAGAGGUUGACUACAGCCCGUCAGAGGGUUCUGAAUUCAGACCUGGAGGAGCAGGUAAUAAAGCAGCAUUGCUUUUUGAAGAGCUUGAAACCUCUCAAGCUGCCUCUGCUUCACCAUCUACACCAUCUGUUGCAACACCUUCUCACAUUGGUCCUAGGGAAAUUUCUCCUAAUGAAGAUAUUCAAUCAGAAGUAGUGACACCAAAAAUAUCUCCACAAAACCAAUCACCCGUGUCCUCUGACUCUUCUAUAGUUCUGGUUGGUACCAGCAACUCAUAUGGACUGGAUAAAUGUAAAAUAAGUCCCACCUUAUUUUGCAAUGAGGAUAGUUUUUUUAAGGCAGAGAAUACCAGCCAGAAUAAUACUGGUUUUCUACCAGAGACUGUUUCACCUUCACCCUCUACAGUAUUAUCUGACUAUUUUGAUCAAGAGAAGCCUGAUUUAAAUACAUUUAGAGAAGGAUGUAGUCCUGUUUCUGAGUCUAAUCCAUUCCAUUCUCCUGAGUCUGUUAAUCUAGUUGAGUCAAACUCCUCCUCACACAUUAAAGAAGCAGGACUGCAGUCUGCUGACUGUAGCACCAGCGGCUCUAAAGAUCAAGACAGUUUAAAAAAAAGUCUCUCUCCACAAUCAAGGUCAAACGUAGACUUAUGUUUGGUGGCCUCAUGUGAAUACAGACAUCCAAAGACAGAGCUUUCCCCAUCUUUUGUAAAUCCCAACCCUCUGGAGUACUUGAAUGAGGACAAUCCGUUGCAAGAGAAAAAGCCACUCCAAUAUAGUGGAGAACCACCACCAAGUGGAGGAAAGCAACAGAGCAAGCAGUGUGAAGAAACCCCUCCAACAUCUAUUAGUGAAUCUGUUCCCUCUCAAACAGAUUCUGAUGUUCCUCCUGGAACUGAAGAGUGUCCAUCUAUAACUGCAGAGGCAAAUAUUGAUUCAGAAGAUGACUCAGAAACUCUACCAACAGACAGGACACUAACUUCUCAUUAUCCAGAAAGUACUACUGUCUCAUCAAGAGACUUUGCUCCACCACCACCCUUUCCAGAUGUCUGCAUGGUGGAUCCAGAAGCUUCAAAAGACAAUCAACUCAGCGAGUCUGGAAAAGAUAAGGGAGAGAAGCAAAAAAAGAAAAAGUCUGUUAACAAAAUGAAGCCAUCUUCACCAGGUAAAAAACAUGAACUGUCAAAAACAAAUGUGGUCAAAGAGUCCAGAAAUGCUUCAAUAGAGGAAAAGGAUGCAAAAAAUGCAACUAAUACAUCUGCAUCAAGGGGUGUGAAAACAACAGGAAACAGUGGAUUGUCAAUGAAAUGUCCUCCAAUGUAUAUGGACCUAGUUUAUAUCCCUAAUCACUGCAGUGCCAAAAACGUUGAUUCAGAGUUCUUUAAGCGAGUCCGGUCCUCAUAUUAUGUGGUCAGUGGCAAUAAUCAGGCAGAGCAGGAGCCUAGCAGAGCAGUGUUAGAUGCUCUGUUAGAGGGAAAGGCUCAAUGGGAAAAUAACAUGCAGGCCACACUUAUUCCCACCCAUGACACUGAUGUUAUGAGGGAGUGGUAUCAGGAAACCCAUGAGAAGCAGCAAGACUUGAAUAUCAUGGUUCUGGCCAGCAGCAGCACUGUCGUUAUGCAAGACGAAUCCUUCUCUGCAUGCAAGAUAGAGCUGUGAUUAUGAAUAUUCUUUUCACCCCAUAUGGAACAGAAUGCCACAAAGAGCUGAACAACACAUCUAAACAGAUAAAUAAUUCGGUUUUCACUAAAAUUAUGUGCACUUAAUAAACUGAAUAGAAAGCUUAUUAAAGUGAAAUGUAUUCAAGUUUCUUUUGUGGGAAAUGCGUAGGUCUUAGAAGUCAUUAUCAAUAUCUAAAUGUCAAUAUCUAAUAGUGUAAUUUUAGUAUAUAUACACGCACAUGCAGAAUUUAUUUCAAUUGCCUUAAUAGCUGAAUGUACCACACAUGAUGCACUUGUUUGAGAUAGUUAGCAAUGUAAAAGUGAAUAUGUUGAAUUUAGCUGUGAAGUUGAGCCUUAAUUGACUGGAAAACCGACAGAGAAAAAACAGGUCACUGAAGAACUUAACAGUGCUUAAAUAUCGAGGGCAUACUGAAACAUGAGGCCUAUGACAUUUUAUUUUAAAUUGCUUUUUUGUUGUUGUUGUUGUUGUUGUUGUUGUUCAAAGGUACUUAAAAUGUUUAGAAAUCAUGAGUGAGUAUGAAUUAUUAUUUUACAUACCCUGUGUGCAAAGUAUGUAUUCAAAAUUUCUGUCUGCACUGAUAUCCACCAUAAAGAAAAAAAAUAACUAGAUACAGUAACUCAUGUAUAAUUGCUUAGCAACAGUUAACUGACAUCAACCUAGUGAUUGCACUGUUAGAGAGAGAGAGCGAGAGAGAAGCUUGAGAAUGGUGUGUUCUAGCCCCCAUUUAAAUGAGAUUACAGAAAUUACAGAUUUGCUUUUUUGUGACAAUUGUUCAAUAUUAACUCUGUGAAAUGCCUGAUAAAAUUAGCCGAUUCAUCAUCAAAAUUGAAUUCAGUUAGCACAGAGAAAUCUUACCCUGCUUAGACUUACAGUUUUGAAGCAACAGUUAUCUGAUCUUAUCUUCGCCCUCUAUACCUGAGCAAACUUUGAGAAAUUGUCUUAAUCUUCUUUUGUAUAUGCCUUUCAAGCUUUUUUUUGCAAAUCUGUACAAAAAAACCCCAUUGUUUGAUUAAAUUAUGCUCUGCUUCUC